CAGCAUUGCGUAGAAUUAUUUUUUUUCAUCGAAAUCCACGGGUGAUUCAAAUACGUCUGUGUUCAUUGAUUGGCUGCAUGUGACAAUGUAGAAAAAUGUCAAUAGUACGAUAAAAACAAUUCAGUUUAGCGCCUGACUUUUUUUGAUACAUUCGGUCCGAAAUGGCGCAACGCUAUUCCCCACCAACGAAAAUCGUUUCUGUUGCGUGAAAUAUCCGAAAUUUUAUAUAUAGUCGAGGGGAGUCCUGAUAUAGAGAAAAAAGAAAAUGCUGCAGCGUUUACUGUUGCAAGUGCGGUCCAUGUGCACGAAGGACAAAUGGAGACAGGUACCGAAGAUCUCGCCCUCGGUGAAGGGCUCGCAGUACUUCAACAAGGCCUUCGGGGAGUACCUCUUCAUUACGAACACCGUGACUUCGGGUGGUCUGAUGGCGAUCGGGGAUCUGAUACAACAGGAGAUCGAGUACCGCAGCCACAGUCUGCCUGAGAGGUACGACUGGGCCAGAUGGACCAGGUUGACUAUUGUCGGGAUAGCGAUGGGCCCGUUGCAUCACUACUUUUAUAAAUACUUGGACAGCUACCUGCCAAGGCGCAAUCUGUUCUCGGUGGCCAAAAAGAUACUGAUGGAUCAGCUGGUCAUGUCGCCGAUAUGCAUCUCGUUGUUCUUCUACGGUGUCGGUAUGAUGGAGGGGAAGGCGUUCAAGGAGUGCACCAAAGAGAUCAACUCCAAAUUCGUCGAAGUCUACAUGAUCGACUGGAGCGUCUGGCCUCCUACGCAGUUCAUCAACUUCUACUUUCUUCCCGUCCAGUAUCAGGUUCUCUACAUCAACUUUGUCACGAUGCUGUACAACGUCUUUCUCUCGUACAUGAAACAUCGCGAAACCGCAGAAGAGCACAGAUCAGGGGUUUCCAAACUGUACGCUGCGCCAUUAUAACUACAAGUUAAACCAACAAGCUCGCUCACAAUACCGGUACCAAGGAGCGUGCUGAAAGAACCGAAGCUGAGGGGCACAAACAAUGUAAAGAAUAACAAAAAUGUAUAAAAAAAUAUUGUAUAAAUUGUAUAUAAAUAAAUAAAAAAAAAGUUCGCCCUGAGAUAGAUGUUUUGACUUGUGGCGCCGCGGAAUAUAUUAAAGACGCCGCUUUUCGAAAAUGUUUAAGAACCCCUGCUAUACAGUCUAGUAUCUUUUUGUGCUGUUUAUUUUCAUUAAAGUUCUCGAUUAGUCCGGUUUUCAACAGGUUUCAACCUGAAAGAGAAUGAUUUUGAAACAAAAUAAGAAUACAUUAAUGCAGCGGUUUCCAACCUUUAUACUACUACGCCUCCCCGAUUUUUUUUUUCCGCGACUCUCUUGC
Messenger RNA from Nicrophorus vespilloides, 1349 nucleotides. Its product is annotated as mpv17-like protein 2. NCBI's taxonomy places the organism in Eukaryota, Metazoa, Arthropoda, Insecta, Coleoptera, Silphidae. The transcript has 4 exons. Gene Ontology annotation, cellular component: membrane; cytoplasm. Bases 266 to 931 code for a protein of 221 amino acids. The record is from RefSeq and is a predicted model, not a curated record. Gene Ontology annotation, biological process: mitochondrial ribosome assembly.